AUGAAUAUUGGCCAUUGUUACUUUUGUGUUGAUAAAAUGAAACUCCUUUUUUCAGAACUAGAUAAAACAACAUCCAAGCUUAUGAUAUUUUGUUUUAUCACUUUAGGCAAGAAUAUUUCCGUACGUCUUACUGCAGAGAACAGCGUUCGUCUUGUCGUUGAACUUGCAUCAGGAGAUCAAGUUGGCAUCUUUAUUAUGGAAUUGAAGAAAGCAAUGAGUGCUUAUAAGCAGCGCAUCAGUAUUGUUGGUGAAUCCACUUUUAAAUGGCUCGAGAAUUAUACAUCAAGUAUCUCCUCAAAAUCUGAAGACUCUACUGAUGGACGCACUACCUUUAAAAGUCAUAUACCUAUGUUAAAUAACCUAUCAAUGGAACCAACUUCAUCUAAAUAUAAACAAGAAAAUGAUUCAGUUAUGUUGGACGUCGGUUCUUCUGUUCUUUCCUCUAAUGAAGUCUUGUCAAAAUCGCGUCCACAGAGACCCUCAUUCACCUCCGAUACAUCAAUCAACUUUAGAACUGAGAGAGAAACGUUUGUAAGACUUGUGUUGAACGACCGUCAGAAUGAAUUUGUUGAUAUUCGACAAUUAAGAUUUCUUGUUUGUACGUGGAAUGUGAACGGUCAGGGGCCUGGAGGCGACUUACGUCAGUGGUUUACUAGGGAAGAAGGUGUUCCUGAUGUCAUUGCUAUUGGUUUCCAGGAAUUGGAUCUUAGUACCGAAGCCCUCAUGGGUCGUGACUCGAAACGUGAGACGGAAUGGAUGGAAAGAGUGAAUAAAAGUGUUGAAAAAGUUGGUCAAUAGAGUUGGUCUGUUCGUCUUGUGGGAAUGUUAUUGGCUGUUUUUAUUAAAUUGGAACUUUAUGAUGAUGUCGAUGAUAUUGAUACAAAAUACGUUGGUACUGGAAUCAUGGGAAUGAUGGGUAACAAAGGUGGCGUUGCUGUAAGGUUUCAACUGUUUAAUACAACCGUUUGUUUUGUUAAUUCUCAUUUGGCUGCACAUCAGGAAGAAGUAGAGAGACGAAAUCAGGAUCAUCGCGAUAUCUUGGUAAGAUUGGGAUUUCCUGAAAGUAACCUGACCAUCAUGGAUCAUGAUCAAAAUUUUAAAGAAGGUUGUCUAGCGUUUAAACCAACUUAUAAAUAAUCCGGUACUGACGAUUGGGAUAGUGAAAAGGAUCGAAUUCCAGCGUGGUGUGAUCGAGUACUUUGGUGUACAAUAGAAAGCAACACAGUACAACAGAUGGCAUACGCUAGCUGUCCUGAAUUCAAACUGAGUGAUCAUAAGCCAGUCCAUGCUUUGUUCAAUGUCAAUGUGAAAGUCGUCGACAAAAAGCGGGAGAAAGUUGUUUUGGAGGAAGUUGUUCGUGAACUGGACAAAAGAGAAAAUGAUUUUCUUCCUCAAGUUGAGCUUACUGUUAAAGAGUUAAAUUUCGGCGAUGUUCAAUUCCUUGAAAAGAAAACAUUGAACUUUCAACUGAGAAAUGUUGGACAGGUUGCAGUGCAAUAUACUUUCAUCCCUAAACUUGAAGAGAAAUGGUUUUGUAGGCCUUGGUUGACCGUAGAGCCGUCUGCAGGACUCGUUAAACAACACGAUUCAAAGACUCUUGAAGUCAGCGUAUUUGUCAAGGCUGACACCGCUGGACCUUUGACUGCAGGCAGAGAAAAGAUUGAAGAUAUAUUAGUAUUGCAUCUACAAGGUGGAAAGGAUUUCUUUUUACCCAUAUCUGGUACAUACAAACCCAGUGUCUUUGGCUCCAGUAUUGAAAGUUUAGUGUUCCUAUAUCGACCAAUGCAGGAUGCUCCAGUUGCUAAACUCAUUGAUAUUGAAUGUUCCGAACUCGAUGGAAAUCCCCAGCAUUCGAAAGCUUUAGAUCUACCCAAGGAAUUAUGGCUGCUUGUCGAUCAUUUACAGAAACAUGGAAUUUGCGAGCCAAAUCUAUUUAAAUUGUCAGCUUUUGAAGGAGAGUUUCAAAAGAUUCGUGAACAUCUCGACACAAAAGCCGAUGGCCAUUUACCAGGUAGCAUUCAUUCAAUAGCCGAGGCUUUGUUGCUGUUUCUGGAAAGUCUUGAGCAACCAGUCAUCCCGUUUGAAAUGUAUCAAAAAUGUAUGGAUUGCAGUAACAAUUACACUUUAUGUAAACAGAUGGUGGCGAGACUACCCGAAAGUCACAAGAAUGUUUUUACCUAUCUAACAGAAUUUUUAAAAGAAUUGUUGCACUAUUCAAGAUGGAAUAAAUUGGAGCCUAAAGUACUUGCUACAAUAUUUGGUGCAAUAAUGCUUCGACCAUCUCCUGUUGAAGAAGAAAUGACAGAAAAACAGUUAUCACAACAAGGCCAGAGAAGAGCAAGGUUUAUUCAUCAUUUCAUUGCAUUACCUAACAAUCAUGCAAUCAGCUAGCAUGAAACUGGUAACAUUGAUAAGGAAAGAAGAAAUCACACACUUGCCUGCUAUGGUUUCAUCAAUGCAAGCAUUAAAAUGGUCAAGGAGGUAUGGAGUACUUUGUAAAUUAUGUAUUUAUGUGGAUUAAGGUGGUAUGUACAUCACAGUGUUUUUAAAGUUUUAAGUUGUGGUGAACAUGGGCAUAAAGCUUGCAAACAUUACCAUAGAAUGAACAUAAAAUCUUUUGUUAAAUAUCACCUAAAAUACUCUCUACUCUAUGUCUUAUUUACAGUCUUAUGAAAGUAACAGUGCACAUACAUGCUAUUGAUUUUUAAUCAAAUUAUGUCUAAUAAACAACAGUAUUUCUGUAGCCAUAA
Molecule: messenger RNA, 2750 nt
Organism: Xenia sp. Carnegie-2017
Lineage: Eukaryota; Metazoa; Cnidaria; Anthozoa; Malacalcyonacea; Xeniidae
Product: inositol polyphosphate 5-phosphatase OCRL-like
Biological process (GO): signal transduction; phosphatidylinositol dephosphorylation
Molecular function (GO): phosphatidylinositol-4,5-bisphosphate 5-phosphatase activity
Source: RefSeq, a predicted model, not a curated record